Molecule: messenger RNA, 1575 nt
Organism: Oppiella nova
Lineage: Eukaryota; Metazoa; Arthropoda; Arachnida; Sarcoptiformes; Oppiidae
Source: the annotation of a GenBank genome assembly
AUGGAAAAACUUUCGGUGUUAUUACUGCUGACAUUAGUGUUGGGGAUCACCUCCAGCCCCGUUCAGGUGGGAACCCGGGCCUCCAGAGACCACAACGACUACACGAAAAACCCUCACCGAGUGGUCUGUUAUUUCGGGAGUUGGGCCCACUAUCACACAAAAGAGAGGUUUGAGAUCGAAGACAUUGAAUACGAUUUGUGUACUCAUAUUAACUAUGGUUUCGCCAAAAUCAAUGAAUCCACGUAUAAGAUUGAACAAUUUGAUCCCUAUCUCGACACCAAAAUUGAUGGACAGGGAUUCGAGGCCUACAAGAGGUUCAUUCAUUUGAAGACUAAGAACCCAAACCUAACGACAAUGAUAUCAUUGGGCGGAUGGUAUGAGGGGUCGGAGAAGUACUCGGAUAUGGUUAAGGAUGCGAACAGAAAGCGAUUCGUUGACAGUGUGUUGGCUUUUCUCGAAGAACACCAAUUCGAUGGACUGGAUCUCGAUUGGGAGUAUCCGGGGAACAGAGGGGGCGAUGAGGUCGCAGAUAAACCCAAUUUUCUGAAACUGUUGAAGGAAUUGAGAGAAGCCUUCGACCCGCACGGGUAUCUCCUGACGGCUGCCCUCUCACCCGGAAAACAAAAGAUUGACGCCGCCUAUGGAGACGUACCCCUAAUGAAUGACCUAUUAGAUUGGGGUAAUAUAAUGACAUACGACUAUCACGGGGGUUGGGAAGACAUUCUCGGACACAACGCCCCACUCUAUAGCCGACCCGAUGAGACAGAAGGAGAUUACCCAUACUUUAAUGUCAACUAUACUGUCAAUUAUUACUUGUCGUUGGGUAUGAAGAAGGAGAAGAUGGUGAUGGGAGUGCCCUUCUAUGGCAGGGCCUGGACUCUCAUGAGUAAAGAUAAGCACAAUCUCCACGACAUCGCAAAGGGUAUGUCACCCGAGGGUUUCAUCGGUGGUGAGGCCGGAGUGUUGGGAUAUAAUGAGUUAUGUCAAUUGGAAAUACAAGAUCCCACCAAAUGGCACAACCUAUCGGACCCAUACUAUAGAGCUCCGUAUGCUUAUAACGAUGAGAUAUUCAUUGGGUUUGAAGAUGUGGACAGUAUUUCGUGCAAAAUCGCUUUCUUGAAAUCGAUGGGACUGUCGGGUGGUAUGGUGUGGGCCCUCGAGAACGACGACUUCAAGAACAGGUGCGGAAAGGGUAAGAACCCUCUCAUGAAUAAAGUGCACCGUAUGUUGAAUGGCGAUGAGAUCAAGUCGCUUGAGUGCAAAUAUACACCUCCGCCACCACCAGUAACCACAACCACUACUACCACCACAACUACAACAACUACCACAACACCUCCCCCAUCAACCACGCCGUCAGCUGGAUCAACCACAAGUCACAAAGAUUAUAUGUGCAAUAGGUAUAAAUAUAUGCCAUACCCUGGUAACCCCAAUAAAUACUAUCAGUGCGAGAAAAUUGGUGAUGAAUGGUAUAUCCAUGAGAGGACUUGUGCUGAGAAGACAGAGGUAUGGGUUCAGGAGGAAUUGAGAUGCGAUUGGCCUAAACCACCCCCGGGUGACUAUUAAGUCAUUUUCAUA